Molecule: messenger RNA, 1230 nt
Organism: Myzus persicae (green peach aphid)
Lineage: Eukaryota; Metazoa; Arthropoda; Insecta; Hemiptera; Aphididae
Product: syntaxin-binding protein 1-like
Exons: 8
Coding region: 1-1230 (409 amino acids)
Biological process (GO): intracellular protein transport; vesicle-mediated transport
Cellular component (GO): plasma membrane; secretory granule
Molecular function (GO): syntaxin binding
Source: RefSeq, a predicted model, not a curated record
AUGCCUCUACAGAUAAAUUUGUUCCUCACAUUGGUAGAAGAUUUGCUCAAAGUUCGCGAACCAGUAAAUCUGGACGCCAUUUAUUUUUUGACACCAACUAAAAGUUCAGUCGAUGCACUUCUUGGGGAUUUUCCCUUGAAAGGAAAUACAAGGUAUAAAGCAGCCCAUAUCUACUUCACCCAUGCAUGUCCAGAUAAUAUCUUUAAUCUUCUCUCCAAAUCACUUCCUAUGCGAAAGAUUGUAUCGUGCAAAGAGAUAAACAUUGCUUUCAUACCAAUUGAAAGCCAGGUGUUUUCUUUGAACAGCCACACAACAUUUCAAUCAUGUUUUAAUUUAUUACUUGAUAGUGCUCAUAUUCCUCAAUUGGAUACUUUAGCAUUUGAGAUUGCCUCUAUUUGUUAUGCUUUAAAUGAAUAUCCAUCAGUGCGAUAUAUUAAAAAAAGUAACAAUAAAAGCACCUUAGAAUUAGCACAGCUGGUGUUGGGAGAACUGAAGAAAAUGAAAAAAGAUGAUCCAGACAUGGGUGAAGGUUAUGAAAAAAUUCGUUCACAGUUAAUUAUAAUUGACAGGUUUACUGAAGACGAUGCUCAAAAAGAAUUAGUUUUUGACGAUAAAGACAAGGUAUGGGUAGAGAUGAAACAUCAACAUCUUUAUCAUGCGGUAGAUGUUGUGAAAUUGAAAUUAAAGAACUAUGUGGCCCCCGGAUACGUAAAACCUGCUGAUGUUGCACAGAUUUCUACACAUGCUGGUUUAUCUUAUGUCCUUAACAAAAUUCCCCAACAACGAGAAGCAGUGAACCAUGUUACCAAAUAUAUGAGCGCACUUAGAACAUGCAUGGAUUUCUAUGGAAAAAAUUUAGCAAACAUUUGUGUUUUUGAACAAGACCUAGCUAUGGGAGUUUCAGAAGAUAUUUUUAAUGAACUUAUUCAAAAUGCUCAACUUUCACCAGCUAAUAUACAAACUAUUAUCAAUUUGAAUAAACUUGGUGUCACCACUAUUGUAGAAGGAAACAAUAAGAAACCACCUCGUAAGAAGACUGAACGUAAAAAUCAAGUCGACGAAAAUACAUUCCAAGUUUCUCGCUGGACACCAAAGAUCAAAGAUAUAAUUGAAUAUUGUAUUGAAAAUCAGUUGGAUCCUGAUGAAUUUCCUUAUAUAUCUGCUAGAAAUCUUUCAGCUGAAAAUCAUAAAGCGUCUAGGUAUAACUACUGUAUAUUGAAUACCUAUUAA